Messenger RNA from Monomorium pharaonis (pharaoh ant), 1039 nucleotides. RefSeq names its product protein lin-7 homolog C (gene veli). NCBI's taxonomy places the organism in Eukaryota, Metazoa, Arthropoda, Insecta, Hymenoptera, Formicidae. Gene Ontology annotation, molecular function: protein binding. Gene Ontology annotation, biological process: protein localization to basolateral plasma membrane; neurotransmitter secretion; maintenance of epithelial cell apical/basal polarity. The coding region runs from base 275 to 871 and encodes 198 amino acids. The transcript is spliced from 5 exons. The record is from RefSeq and is a predicted model, not a curated record. Gene Ontology annotation, cellular component: synapse; basolateral plasma membrane; cell-cell junction.
ACUCCCUUUUCAGCUCAACUAGCAAUAUAGCAACAAGCAAUAUAGUCUUUACACAUUAUUACAUAUAUGGAUUUUGGAUGAAUGAAAAUAAGUGUUGAUACCGUGACUGUGACCCAUUUACGCUCAAGAAUACUUAAUAAUUCACUUAGAUACGAUUUUAGUGGUAGUGGUAGAUAAUAUCGUUUUGUAUUUUUAUUGACAUACGUACUCGUAGUAUAAGUAUAAGAUAAAAUAUAAGAAAAGUAUAAGAUAGAAAAUCUCAAAUCAUAAAAAUAUGGCUGCCAUGGGCGAGCCUCUUACUUUAGCAAGAGACGUUAAAAGGUCUAUAGAAUUAUUAGACAAAUUGCAAAAGGGAGGAGAGGUUCCUACAACAAAAUUGGCAGCAUUACAGAAAGUAUUGCAAAGUGAUUUUCUUAGUGCGGUACGGGAGAUAUAUGAGCACGUGUAUGAGACUGUUGAUAUUCAGGGUUCACAGGAUGUACGCGCAUCUGCAACUGCAAAAGCAACUGUUGCCGCUUUUGCAGCUAGUGAAGGUCAUGCACAUCCACGUGUAGUUGAAUUGCCAAAAACAGAAGAAGGACUUGGUUUUAAUGUAAUGGGAGGCAAAGAACAGAAUUCGCCUAUUUAUAUAUCUCGUAUUAUUCCUGGUGGUGUUGCUGACAGACAUGGUGGUUUAAAACGUGGGGAUCAACUUUUGUCCGUUAAUGGAGUGUGUGUUGAAGGUGAAAAUCAUGAAAAGGCGGUAGAAUUACUGAAACAGGCUCAAAAUUCAGUAAAAUUAGUAGUUCGUUAUACUCCACGUGUUCUCGAAGAAAUGGAAUUACGUUUUGAUAAACAAAGAGCUGCUCGUAGACGUCAACAUAUGCAAUAAAUAUUUAAAAUGCAAAAUAUUUAAUUACUAAAGAAAUUUAUCGACUGUAGUCUAUCUACACAACUAUACAUUUAAACUAUUUAUGCUUAUAGUUAUAAUUAAGUUAGCGUAUAUCUGAUAAUUGUAUUCAUGUUCUCGUUCGUCAAUAAAUAUAAUCUAUUAUCUGUA